Molecule: messenger RNA, 3630 nt
Organism: Brassica rapa (field mustard)
Lineage: Eukaryota; Viridiplantae; Streptophyta; Magnoliopsida; Brassicales; Brassicaceae
Product: F-box protein At3g57590-like
Molecular function (GO): protein binding
Source: RefSeq, a predicted model, not a curated record
UUUUAGUAUUGUAUAUUGAUUUGAAUUUUAAUAUUUAUGAACAAUUCAAACCACUUAAAGCACUUUAUUUAUUAAAAACUUUAAACAAACAUUGACAACUUCAUUUAAAAAAAAAUAUAGAUUACUAAAAUUAUUAAUCCCACAAUGAAAAUUUUGUUAUCAGUAAUUUAUUUAUUUUUUGCUAUAAAAGAUACAAAUAAUAAACAAAUAUAUAAGUAGAAAGUAUUAUUUAAUAGACAUUAAUAUUAAAAAUAUACUAUAUAUGUUAAUAUUAUUUAAAUUUAAUUAUAUAUCCUAUCAAAUAGAAAAAAAAUAUUGUUUGGAUUAAUAAAAUUUAUUUAUAUGUUUACACCAAUUCAAUUAUAUAUGCAAUAAUUACUAAAUUUUUAAUUAUUAAAUAUAUAUAUUUAUUAUUUCAUAAUAUGUAAAAAAUAUAAAACCUAAGAUAACUUUUAUAUAUAAUAUUCAUCCCAGUCUUAACCUAACCUAGACCUAACCUAAAGUAUCAUAUAACCUAACCUUAUAUAUAAAGUUAACCUAAAGUAUCAGAGUGUAUAACCUAACCUAAAGUAUCAUAUAUAAAGUUAUAUAUGCAAUAACUUUUAUAUAUAAUGCUCUUAGGUUAUUUUUUUAAUGCUCUUAGGUUAUCAUCUCGAUAUAUAAUGGUAGCUGUGUACGUUGACCUCUCUACAUAUACCUCUCUGGCUCUCAGUCUCAUCAUCGGCUUAUAAGAAAGCGAUCAUGAAUAGAGCAGAAAAUUCAGAUUCCAUCCCAAUAGAUCUCAUUCUAGAGAUAUUCUCGAGAUUGCCUUCAAAAUCAGUAGGGAGGUUUCAUUGCGUGUCCAAGCUAUGGCGAUCCAUGCUUAGUAGUCCAUAUUUCAAAGAGUUGUACUUGACCAGGUCAUCUACUCGACCACGUCUCUUAUUUGUUGUCCACAGCGUUGGUGAGGAAGAGGAAGAGGAAGAUAAACUACACUUUUACUCGUCCUCACAGCCUCAAAUUCCUUAUGACAAGUCGUCUCUUGUAGUAGCCGCCGAUUAUCAUACGACGUUCCCUUCAGAACGUUGUAGCUAUGCAUCUGGUUUGAUAUGUUUCCGUGGAAAGGGCUGCUCAGGGGAGGAAGCAAUGACUCUGAUAUGUAAUCCUAUCACGGGACAGUAUGCGGAGUUACCUAAAGUGAUCAUGUACUUUCCGUCAACAGCUUUUUUAGGGUUUGAUCCAAUUGACAAACAAUUCAAGAUAUUGCUGGAGCAUUUUCGUUAUUCUUCUGCAACUCAUCGUCAUAUAAUUUUGACAUUAGGAGUUCCCAAACUUGGGUGGAGGAGUGACAUCUGUUGUCCAAAAUACUACUUAUAUUUGUCCGAAGGAAUAUGCAUCAGUGGAGUUAUAUACUACCUAGUUCGUGCAAGGUACUCAAAAGGAGUACUUGAAAUAGUUUGUUUUGAUGUUAGGUAUGAGGAGUUCAAGGUUAUUGAAGCACAAUGCUUUUACAAUCAUCAUCAAACUCUCCGAUUGAUAAACUAUAAGGGUAAAUUAGGUGGGAUUACUGGGAAUCUUAAUGACAGUGGUGCCAUUGAGUUGCGUAUGUGGGUUCUACAUGAUGUCGGGAAACAAGAAUGGUCGGAAUAUGUCUAUACUUUGCCUGAGAAUGAUGACAUUAAACUCCACGAUUUUACCGUUGCUGGAAUGACCACUAGAGGUGAAUUUGUUUUGUCUAUGAUCGAUACAUUUAAACCUUUUUAUGUUUUCUACUUCAAUCCCGAAAAGAACGCCCUCAGGAGUGUUGAAAUCCAAGGUUUUGGUGAGGAUGUUAGUAGCGUUGAAGUCUUUGUAGACCAUGUGGAGGAUUUCAACUUUUUAAGAAGAGAGUCUAGCUAGUUUGGCUGUUGUGAUGUUCAUGUGACUUAUCUCAUCUUCAAGUUUUUUUUUUUUUUUGGUAAAACAUCUUCAAGUUUUGUUGUGAGCUCUUAUCAUUCUGUUUGGCUUAUUAUACAUUAUAUACUUUCUUUCGGGUUUUCAUCUCUAUGCUCUCACUUCAACUAUCAGACCCGAUAGGGCGAAUCCACUCAAUGCUUUAGUGAAAUUCUCUUUAUUCUUUAAGAUUUGACGUCUAUAUCGUCAUUCUUUUAUAUUUUUAAAAAAUAUUAACGAUUUAUUUCUUGAUAGAUACUCAAGAACCAUUAAGGAUACGAAUGGUAACAUACGGGACAACGGUGGGAUAAGUGCGGUGCGAUUCAAAUAGUAACAAAGAUUGUAUAUAUAUAUAGGUAUAUAGGUAUACUAGAUGUUUUGCCCGCGAUGCGGGCUUAAAAAUUUUCCUAAAUUUUUGAAAAAUUCUUUGAAUACUAUACUAGUUAUAUUGUGUUUUCCAAAAAGAAUUCUUGCGAUCAGUUUAGUAUCAUCUAUGCAUUGUAUACUCUCGAAUAUAUAAAUACUAGUGGUUUUCCGGCGCUACGCGCCGGGUUCGUAUGUUUUAUUUUUAAAUAAAUUUACAAUUUAUUUUCUGGUCUUAAUAUAUAAAAUAUGUUCAAAAAUGUGAAAAUAAAAAUAUGUUAAAAGAGAAUGAUAUUUUUUGAUCCAUUUUAUAGUGAUUAACAAACAUCGUGUAUUACUUUUUUUAAGAGUUGUUUAGUUCAAAGUAAAACAACAUAAGUGAUUGUAACUGGUCAAUUUAAUAAAAAUAAAAUAAAAAACUCAAAAUCAUAAUAAAUUAAUUUAUUUAAAAUUUAAACAUACAGUAAAGUUGAUGUUUUCAUAAGGAAAAGUGAAAAUGUUUGUAUUUGUUGUGAUUAUAUAUCUAUAUCAAAGAUGUGAUAAUUUAUUGGGGGCAUCAUUGUGGGAGUAUUAGUUAAAUAUUUUGUCUUCAUAGGAAUCAUGAAUCCAGUAAGUUAAUUAUUGGUUGUCUUAUGCCAAUCUCAUUGCAUUUACAGUAUGCAUUAGAAUGAUUCAUUUGGGAGGCGGAUAGUUACCCUGCAACUUUACAGUUCAAUUAAAGUUUGAAGCUGCUUGUUAUGUGUCGGGAUAGUAAUUGUCGACGACGUUUAACGUAUCAUUGUUAUUAUUGCCGUGAACCUUAUCUUAGCUCUAAUUUUGACUUGCAAAAUGUUUCAAACUGUCACUUGCAGACGCGGAGUGGCCAAUACGUACCUUGGGCGCAACGAUGGUCGUGUCUUUUUCAAUGUUAUUGUUUUAAAUCUUGUGUGCUUAAGAAAUUCGGUUGGGAACUCCUUUUUUGUAAACUAAAUGCUUAAUGGUUUGUGAAUUUCUGGUUGUAUAAUUGAGAUUUGAUUAUUUUCAGUUUAUUACUUUAUUAUUCAUUGUGUUGCGAGCUUAGCAUGUUGUUUACGGGUGUCAUUGGAAAGUACAAAAUUUAUCUGUAGCCACGGUUUCAUAAGCAUUGCAAUUACAGAUCCACGUGAUGUAAAUCUUUGUUCUGAAAAUGAUUUGCAUUACUAAUUGAAACAACAACCACCAUGUAGAGUAGAAAAAGGAUAAAUAGAGCUAAAGAAAUUUGAAAGUUUAAAUAGGAGAAAUAGAACUAAAGAUAAUUGAAAGAUGAUUGAAAGAUGAUUUAUUACUAAUUAAAAAAAAACCACGACACUUGAGAAUUUUUAAAAAGGUAAUAGAUUU